This is a messenger RNA of Xenia sp. Carnegie-2017, 2045 nucleotides long. Its product is annotated as tectonic-2-like. Bases 1 to 2028 code for a protein of 675 amino acids. The transcript is spliced from 7 exons. Gene Ontology annotation, biological process: cilium assembly. NCBI's taxonomy places the organism in Eukaryota, Metazoa, Cnidaria, Anthozoa, Malacalcyonacea, Xeniidae. The record is from RefSeq and is a predicted model, not a curated record.
AUGAAUAGAGAAAUGAAAGGAUGGUGGUUAACCUGUAAGCAAGUUAAAACAAUUUUGUUUCGUUUUCAUUAUACAGUAGAAAAUCAGAGAACAACUUUCUCCCAAUUCGAUGAACAUUGUCUUUGUGAUGUGAAAGUCUCUCUUUGUGACUUUGGUUGUUGCUGUGAUAAAGAUUGUUCUUCCUCAGAAAGGAAAUCGUUUACUUGCAAUUCGGAGUUAUUUAAUGACUUUCACGAACCGUCCAUAUUCGAAUACGGUUGCCAGAAAACACGAAGCAUUAGUGAUGAUUAUUUGGCUGUACUUUGUGUUGUCACCGACAAUAAUCCUUUUCUCGGUUUACUGUACAACACGUCGCCAGCAUUCAUUAACGAAGGUGUACAGUUUGAUGUCUUGAUGGCUCGCACCCGUAAUUAUGAAUACGUGGAAAGCGAAACACGUAUCUUACCAGAAAAUGACGCAAUAAAAGGUGGAUAUCGCUUUAAUGUCAGCGUUAAGACAGACCGCGGAUUCUUGACGCUUCCUCAAAGGAUUGGGACCGAUGCCUGUUCCCGUCACGCGCCCGUGGUGUUUUUGAACGCUGUGGACACUUGGUGCAGCGCGGAGUUUUCUGAUGCAAUGUGUUCGACGGACUCGAUGUGGAGUUCCUUAGACUAUUUAGUACCAAAAACUGCAUCAUCUUGCCUUACGUCACCUCAGGUCCUCAAUGAUCCCGUAAACUCCACUGCUGUUCCUACAGAUGUUGCUUAUUAUUGUAUUGAAAAUGCAUCUGCUUACACAACGAUGUACGAUCAAGACUGGGGAUUAAUUCAUCAAAAUCGCUCGUUAUUCGACACAUCCGAAAGACCACUUGAGCAAUUUGAUCCUAUGCUCAGAUGCAAGUUUGACGAUGGUGUAAGCACGGCACCUGUCCCACAGUUCACAGCAACACCUAGAAUGUGCAUCAAUGUUGUUUUGAAAGUUCAUUAUGAUAUUUAUUGGAAAGGAACGAGUAUAGUCCAGGUAAGGGCUAAGAUAACAUUGGGAAAUAUGCAUUCGCCCGCUGGUAACCUUAUUGUGUCUCAGCGGUUUUCCGUGAAGUUUAUUUACCUGAAUGAAGUAAACCAUGCCAAACUGCCUUUCAUUGAGCCAGCGAUCGACGAAAGAUCAGGGAAUCCUGGAUACAUCAGAGGAAGAAAAGUGAUUGCGAAAAUUAUCCGCGAAGGAAAAACCCUAAAUAACACCAACUCAAAAAUGUCGUUUGGAAAGCUUGGUCUGUGGGCUCCAGCGACCAGCGGCUUAUGUAUCGGAGCAACUUCAUCUAAUGUAACGUUUGGUGUAAACAGUUUGACUGGAUGUAUAGUAAAGUUAAGCUAUCAAGAUUUUGAAAACUGUAGUUUGUUACGACAGACAGUUUUAGAACAACAGCGAAAGCUUAUUGCUGCAACACACGUUUCGCGACACGGUAGAGCCUCUUUAAACAACACCGUUGAUUGGUUGCCUUUGAUAUUCAACGAUCCCACCUCGGUUUCAAAUCACAGCUCACUUAACACAACUGGAAAUGCAUCGUUGAACUCCAGUUUGGAAGAAACUAAAGGACUUUGUCUGAAUAUGCCGGCUAGUCUAGUAUACGAGAUUGCAUACCGACAGACUGGGAACUAUUAUGGAAAACCUCAAUUGGAAAUAGUUGGAGCCCGCGUGAGUUAUAAUUUGUUGUCAUGGCGAUUUCAAUGUAUCAACGGAAGGUGCCAUGAAUGUAACGACAGCCAAUGCGUUGACAGUAUUCAGUCUUUUGCUGUGACUAGUUCAGUGAAUUUUUUUGCGCUUUCAAGGCUAGACACAUCUCGCUUAAAAAGGAAUGAAGACGUGAAAAAUAUUUGUUAUCAAGAUGCAUGCCCGGGAGAAGUGCUUUACCCUCUGUUGACGUCGUACGACGGUGAAUCACGAGAAGUGGCGAUUGCUUACGGUUUGCUUCUUGUCGUUUUCAUUCUACUUUUUAUGGCCGUGUCAACGUCAUUACUACGUAAUGUGAAAAAGUUGUUCGUUGGAUAGAUCUAUUUUGAAGUACU